Messenger RNA from Colletotrichum higginsianum IMI 349063, 792 nucleotides. RefSeq lists its product as uncharacterized. Bases 1 to 792 code for a protein of 263 amino acids. Lineage: Eukaryota; Fungi; Ascomycota; Sordariomycetes; Glomerellales; Glomerellaceae. The transcript has 2 exons. The record is from RefSeq and is a predicted model, not a curated record.
AUGCAGGUAUUUCUUCUGAUCCUUUCUCUCGUUGCCCCUACCAUUAUUGGGGCACCAACUGAGGAAUGGACGGACGGCAUCAGCGACGGGUUUGCAGGACCCGGCUACAUCGUCCCCAACAACAUCAGUAUUGACCCGUUUGUUGAAAUCGACCCAACGAUUCCAGGUAUACGCCUGGCUUUGGACCUGGAGGCUGCCGAUGCAGGUCUCGGCCCCGACGUGGAGCCCCAGGGAGGUGGGCUCGAGGCUCGAGCCGCCGUAACGACGAGCUUCAUUCUCGGCAAAACGCGCGCAGAGUACGGCUGCGACCAGUCCAUCAGGGCUGUGUUCGAGUCUGCCAUCACAACACUCUGCUACCAAGGGGGCUGCGAUGACGGAUCCAGCUACUACCGCUCGGUCCGCUGGUCAAAGGGCGACCGGCAGAGGGUCAACAUACGGGUGGCUGUUACAGGCACGUACUCGGGCAACGUGCGGCAUCGACUGGUUGACGCGGUCAAGCAGACUGUCAACCCGCAGAGCGCGACUUCGUACGAGAAGAGAUGGGCCGUGCAAAUCGGCCUUGGUGGUCAGGCGGUCCUGAAAUGCACCAUGUCAAGGUUUCCAAACUACGUCCAGGUCACCCGUCGUGUCAAUGGCAAUCUGAGGGACGAGAUCAAGGUCACGGUGUAUCCUCCGGAGAAGGAAAAGCAAAUUGGGUGCAUUAUCGCCAGCACUCUUGCUGCUAUUGCAGGAGCCAUCGGGGGUGUAGCCGGAGGUUUCUUUGGCACUGUGGCCGUUCCCUUCUGUUCUUGA